CAGCCCAAGAUUCCCAGCCCUUUUUUUUUUUUUUUUAUAUUCCUCCUUUUCAUUCCUGUCUUUCUCCGCCAGUGACGCCUGAACUUGGUCUGGAAGCACAUUUUAGCUCUAAUUUUUUCCCCUCUGGGAAUUGGGGGAAAAAAAGCCUGUAUAAUGCUUCUUAUAUGUGCUCCUCUCGCAUAGCCAUCAGGCAGGACUGCAGUUUUGCUUUGGAUUUAGCUCCUGUAGAAAUGCAGUAAAUCUAUUUAUUUUUUGCCGAUCCAGAAAGCUAGAUGACCGAAGAAUGUGUUUUUCUCCCUAUUUAAGUCUGCAUUGUAACUUCUGGUUGUACUGAUGCAGUAUUACAGGAUUUGACAAAGUGAAAGUUUUACCUGGGAACUGGGCUGCUGGCUGCAGCGCUUCCAAGCUUUUUCUCUUUUUUUUUUCUUCUCCUUGCCGUUUGGAGUCCCCGACAGUAACCAUGAAGUACAGAGCAGCGGUAAGCUUCUUGCUGGGUUCAGGCUCCAGCAAUCGACGGGAUCCGAAUAACCAUGGAGAGUGCCUUAACAGCCCGAGAUCGGGUUGGUGUCCAGGACUUUGUCCUGCUGGAAAACUACACCAGUGAAGCUGCAUUUAUAGAAAACCUGAGGAAGCGAUUUAAAGAAAAUCUCAUAUAUACAUACAUUGGGUCAGUCUUGGUAUCUGUCAAUCCUUACAAAGAUUUAGAGAUUUACAGCAAGCAACACAUGGAGAGAUAUCGUGGAGUUAGUUUCUAUGAAGUGUCUCCUCAUAUAUAUGCCAUAGCAGAUAACUCCUACCGCUCCUUGCGCACAGAGAGGAAAGACCAGUGUAUUCUUAUAUCUGGUGAGAGUGGGGCUGGGAAGACUGAGGCCAGCAAGAAAAUCCUACAGUACUAUGCUGUGACGUGUCCCGUCAGUGACCAGGUGGAGACCGUGAAAGAUCGACUUCUGCAGUCCAAUCCUGUUUUGGAGGCAUUUGGCAAUGCAAAAACCUUACGAAAUGAUAAUUCCAGCCGCUUUGGAAAAUAUAUGGAUGUGCAAUUUGAUUACAAGGGAGCUCCUGUUGGUGGACAUAUUUUAAACUAUCUCUUGGAAAAGUCCCGUGUGGUACACCAGAACCAUGGAGAGAGAAACUUCCAUAUUUUUUACCAGCUUCUUGAAGGUGGAGAAGAGGAUUUGCUACGGAGGCUGGGGCUCGAUAAAAAUGCCCAAAAUUACCAGUACUUGAUUAAGGGUCAGUGUGCCAGGGUUAGCUCAAUCAACGAUAAAAAUGACUGGAAGGUUGUUAGGCGAGCCUUGUCAAUUAUAAACUUCAAUGAUGAUGAUAUAGAGGAAUUGCUGAGCGUUGUUGCUAGUGUACUACAUUUGGGAAAUGUGCAGUUUGCCACAGAUGAGCAUGGACAUGCCCAAGUCACAACAGAAAACCAGAUUAAAUACCUCGCCAGGCUCCUCUCUGUAGACACUACUGUACUACGAGAGUCUCUCAUUCACAAAAAGAUCAUUGCUAAAGGAGAAGAGCUGAACAGUCCACUUAACCUGGAGCAAGCUGCUUACGCUCGAGAUGCCUUGGCCAAAGCAAUCUAUGGCCGUACCUUCUCCUGGCUUGUUAGCAAGAUUAACAAAUCUCUGGCAUACAAGGGUACAGAUAUGCACAAGCUUGGGAGCGCAUCGGUCAUAGGACUUUUGGACAUAUAUGGUUUUGAAGUUUUUCAACAUAACAGCUUUGAACAAUUUUGCAUUAAUUUUUGCAAUGAAAAACUGCAGCAGUUAUUUAUAGAGCUGACGUUGAAGUCUGAGCAGGAUGAAUAUGAAUCUGAAGGGAUUGCUUGGGAGCCAGUCCAGUAUUUUAAUAACAAAAUUAUCUGUGAUCUGGUCGAGGAGAAAUUCAAAGGCAUCAUUUCCAUUCUGGAUGAAGAAUGUUUACGUCCAGGCGAAGCCACAGAUAUGACAUUCCUGGAGAAGUUGGAGGACACUGUGAAAAAUCACCCACACUUUGUGACGCACAAACUUGGAGACCAGAAAACCCGAAAAGUGCUUGGAAGAGAUGAAUUCCGUUUGCUGCAUUAUGCUGGGGAAGUGAACUACAGUGUAGUAGGGUUCCUUGAUAAAAACAAUGAUCUGCUGUUUCGCAAUCUGAAGGAGGUAAUGUGCGACUCUGGAAACCCGAUUGCUCAUCAGUGCUUUAAUAGGUCUGAACUGACGGACAAGAAAAGGCCAGAGACGGCAGCAACACAGUUUAAAACUAGCCUCUCAAAGCUGAUGGAAAUUCUUAUGUCCAAGGAGCCUUCCUACGUACGAUGCAUAAAGCCAAAUGAUGCCAAACAACCAGCUCGUUUUGAUGAAGUGCUGAUCAGACACCAGGUGAAAUAUCUGGGACUUAUUGAAAAUGUACGCGUACGCCGAGCUGGAUUUGCAUAUAGGCGAAAAUAUGAUAUCUUCUUACAAAGGUACAAAUCUCUUUGCCCUGAUACUUGGCCUAACUGGGAUGGUCGUGCAAUGGAUGGUGUGGCUGUUUUGGUCAAGAGUCUAGGGUAUAAACCAGAAGAGUACAAAAUGGGCAGGACAAAGAUAUUCAUUCGGUUUCCCAAAACCCUCUUUGCAACAGAGGAUGCUUUAGAAGUGAGGAAGCACAGCAUAGCAACAUUCCUCCAGGCUAGAUGGAAAGGAUAUCAUCAACGACAGAAAUUCCUGCACAUGAAACAUUCCGCUGUAGAGAUCCAGUCGUGGUGGCGUGGAACAAUAGGCAGACGAAAAGCUGCAAAAAGGAAGUGGGCUGUGGAUGUCGUUCGGCGUUUUAUCAAAGGCUUCAUUUACCGCAAUCAACCCCGAUGCACUGAGAAUGAGUAUUUCCUGGAUUACAUCCGCUACUCGUUCCUUAUGAACCUCCACCGGAAUCAGCCAAAGAGUGUGCUGGACAAGUCCUGGCCUGUGCCACCUCCAUCGCUCAGAGAGGCCUCUGAGCUCCUGAGGGAAAUGUGCAUGAACAACAUGGUGUGGAAGUAUUGCCGCAGAAUUAACCCUGAAUGGAAGCAACAGUUGGAACAGAAAGUUGUUGCCAGUGAAAUAUUCAAGGACAAAAAAGACAAUUAUCCACAGAGUGUUCCGCGGCUUUUUAUAAACACACGACUUGGAAGUGAUGAGAUCAACACUAAAAUUCUUCAGCAAUUGGAAAGCCAGACAUUAACGUAUGCAGUGCCUGUAGUGAAGUAUGACAGAAAGGGAUACAAGCCCCGGAGAAGACAACUUCUACUCACUCAAAAUGCUGCCUAUCUUGUUGAGGAAGCCAAAAUGAAGCAGAGGAUUGACUAUGCUAACCUGACAGGAAUUUCGGUCAGCAGUCUAAGUGACAACCUGUUUGUUCUCCAUGUUAAAUGUGAAGACAACAAACAAAAGGGAGAUGCAAUUCUGCAGAGCGAUCAUGUGAUUGAAACACUGACAAAAGUUGCCAUAACUGCUGAGAAAAUCAAUAAUAUCAACAUUAAUCAGGGCAGCAUCAAGUUUACAGUUGGUCCAGGUAAAGAAGGAAUCAUUGACUUUACUGCGGGCUCUGAGUUACUAAUAGCCAAAGCAAAAAAUGGACACUUGUCUGUGGUUGCUCCUCGUCUGAAUUCACGAUGAUGACCACUGCAGUCUGUUAGGAAUCUGAUAUACAACCAAACUGACAGCUUCACAUACAUCCAUUUCUUCCACUUGUUGGACAAUACCUCCUUUUAAUACUUCUUGACUCUGCUUUUAUAUUUUAUAGUUACCAAAGACCUGCGCUGCUUAUGAGAAAGAGGAAAGAAAUUAUUUUAUAUAUUUGUGAAAUUCAGAUAUUUUUAUUUUUAACUUGCUUUUGCACAGGCUCCCCCACUAGUGACUUUCUGUAUUGCACAUUUCAUUGGCACAUGGCAUAGAGAGGUUGCCUGGCAGAUAUGGUGGCUAAGGUAGCUUGCCUUUGUACACAAGCAAAAUGAGAGUGGCCUACUAGGAAUCUUUACUCUAUUUUGCUGUUUCUGCCAUAGAGGCCUUUACCACUUUGCUGACCUUAGAGGAUAAUGAAGGGUAUAAAUCAGAUUUCAGAUGUACAUGGUCUGCACUAGAAAACAAACGCAUCUAUUUAUGCAAUCUUAUUUCUAGGAUUAGAAGGGAGGUUUAUCUUUAUUUUUUCUCUUCUAAAAGAUGUUGUGCAAAUAUAUGCCUUACCUUGUCUUUGUACAAUUUUCAAAAAGCCAUAUGUACAUGAGUUGAUAGAGGAUUUUGUAGUACUUUAUAGAAGUUAACGAGCAAUUGGGGUUUAUUUAUGCAGGAGAUAUUACAUUUCUCUAUAGAAGGGGGGGACUUUCCCACAAUGACUAGUCAGAUGUGAUUUUAUUCAAGGUAUCUGGUCUCCAUGGACAAACAGUGGAGAACCCAUUUUUAUCCACUGGUCCGUGUGAAGCAAUAUUCACUUUGCACUACAGACCUCCUGUAUGAAGGUUUCUGAUGGAAGAACUGGUGUUGCUCUUAGCAGCCAGUUAGAUUCUACUUUUCAUGUACUAGAUACGUAAGAGGAUGAUCUGACUGGCUGAUAUUAGUAGAACAGUUCUCAUUGGAUGGUGCAAGGCCAUUAUCUGACAUUGAAAAAACUCAUAUUUGUGUAAGAAAUUCUUAGAUGUGCAAUAUAUAAAUAUAUUGUGUAGAGCACCUUAACUAACAUUUUGUUACAAUUAAAAAAGAACCCUAACCUGCUCUCACGUUUCAUUUUCUUACUCACCAGCUAUCUGUUUAUUCCACCAGCAAUCACUACAUUAAGUUGCAGAUGUUUAGCUUCCCCUUUAUAUAUCAUUAGAUUCUCCUAUUGGGCAGAAUAAACGGUUUGUUACUGACUGACA
Rana temporaria (common frog) is the source of this 4852-nucleotide messenger RNA. It is a transcript of the gene MYO1C, whose product is annotated as myosin IC. The record is from RefSeq and is a predicted model, not a curated record. Lineage: Eukaryota; Metazoa; Chordata; Amphibia; Anura; Ranidae. The transcript is spliced from 32 exons. Gene Ontology annotation, biological process: actin filament organization; vesicle transport along actin filament. Gene Ontology annotation, molecular function: actin filament binding; microfilament motor activity; ATP binding. Gene Ontology annotation, cellular component: actin cytoskeleton; vesicle; myosin complex. Bases 531 to 3617 code for a protein of 1028 amino acids.